UUAAAUGUGCACACGGUGAAACACGUGAUCAUGUGUGCUCGGGCUGCCAACAAAUACAGUCCUGGGGUUGAGGUUGCCCUGCUUUGUCCUCAUUUCUCAUCAUCCCCCUCUACCCCCGCGUGACCAUAUGUCAUAUAUGACAUAUAUCCUUGGGCUGUCAACCAAUGAAAUAAAUUCCCAGGGUGAGGAUUGCUUCUGCUGUGUCCCCAUGCACAUCACCCCCGCUACCCAAGCUGCAUGACACAGAGGAAGAAUGGCCCUGUUUGAUUCAAGGGUGAGCCCAUUGCUGGUGCUGAUUGGCGGGUUUCAUCUUGGAGUGCUUGGCUUGUAUCUCACGUUCAGAUCAUCGUCGCAGAAUGUCAUUGCCCUGAUAAUAGAACGAUUGAUCGGGAUUGUCUUCAUGUUGGCCUCACUUCUAGCUGCAGACAUAUACAGAUCUGAGCCCCUGCGCUCCCACAAAUGGAGUACCAUGCUCCAACAAUACGUCAGCUUCAAGAAGCUCCUUGUCCAACAUUACCGUCUCAAGACAAAGAUUCUGGCUCCUAUGCAGGACGUGAAGACCACACAGACUGACCUCCUGCGAGACAUCCUCAAACAAAGAGCAGAGGUGGCGUAUGGUAAAGAGUUCAAAUUCAAUGCCAUAAAGACAGUAGAAGAAUUCCUCUCAACACACCCAAUAACCACCUACGCACAUUAUGAGUCUUACGUGUCUCGUGUUCUUCAUGGGGAGCGUGAUGUCAUGUUUCCGGGAUCUCCUCAAUACAUCGUCCUCUCGUCUGGAACAACUUCAGGAAAGAGUAAGAGACAUCCAAAGGACCUGAAGUUCUUUGGUAAGGUCAGUUGGAUGUAUUUCGCCUAUCUCCGCACCACACUGUUCCGGUUUCAACACAUGUCAAAGUUACAGCUGUGGCAUGACAUCCGUGUUAAACCGCCCAUCACCAAGUCAGAUCUAGGGGUUCCCAUGGGAGCCGGAAGUGGAUCGGCAUAUUUCAUAUGUCCAUUCUCUGCGUCUCCACCGGAAGUGUACACCAUGGAACACGAGCACACGGUACUGUACCUUCACUCCUUAUUUGGGCUCAAGGAAAAGCACGUGACUCUCUUCAGUUCAGUGUCAACCGCUCUUGCUCUUAACUUCUUUAAAACAAUUCAGAAGUACUGGAAACAAUUGUGUGAGGAUAUAGAAUCAGGGACAAUAAGCCAAUCCAUUGACCUUGAACCCGACGUGAGACACAAAAUGCAGAUGUCCUUGACCCCAAAUCCGGAAAGAGCCGAGGAACUUCGGAACAUAUUCAGUAAAGGAACUUCUAACUUCGGACCGCGUGUAUGGCCGAACUUUGCGGCCCUCCACGCUCCAGGAACCGGCGGUUUCUCGUUUGCAACUGAGCUUCUGAAGAAGAACUUCCUGAGCGGGGUGCCGGCAUCCUCCGGCGUCCAUAUCUCGUCUGAGAGUCUGUACGGUCUGAACCUGCACGUGGAGGAUCAGACAAAGACUGAAUACACAAUCCUGCCGUGUCUGAACUUCUAUGAGUUCAUACCUACAGAUUGUAUAGACAGGGAGGAUCCUACGACCGUUCUGGCUCACGAGGUGGAGGUUGGUGGGGAGUACGAAAUGGUGGUGACGACAUGGAUGGGGCUGUACAGAUACAGGACCGGGGACGUCGUGAGAGUCAGCAGCUUCACUGGGACGACUCCCAACUACAUCUUCUCCCAGAGAUCGUCUGACUAUCUGGACAAGUACCCAGAGUUCCUGUUCACUCAGGCCGUCCACGACGCCGCCAGAACGUGGACGUCAGGAACAUCAUUAUACAGCUACAUGGCGUGUGAGAACCACCACGUUGAGGCAAUCACAGGUGACGUUACGUCUUCGCGGUUCUUCUAUAUAUUUCUGGAGCUUGAUGAUGACACUGCCUUAUCAGAUGAAGACAAGGAAAAGGUUGAUAGUGAAUUGAAAUCCCAUUUUGACUUCUACCGCGGCAGCCUGGCAACGGGAAGGAUUGUCGCCCCUGUGAUCGUGCAGGUCAAAUCAGGGACACUUCAGGUGAUCAAGCAGGUGAACUCUGACCUCAACUCUAAAGCUGCAUUACAGCAGUUUAAGUACCCGAAGUUUACGGAGAAAGCCGAAUUUAUACGAAUCUUGUUGGCAAACAAGUUGUGAAUGUAAAAUAUUUCCACUUACAAGAACAGUGUGUGAGUGAGUUAAUAUUUAACGUCACAUCGGCAGAAUUUCAGCCAUAUCGUGAUGCUUACAAGAACAGAGAAACUAUGGACACUCAAUGUAUUUGGCGUCCAGGGAGGCACCAUGAACACUUAAUAUAUAUUGGCGUCCGCAGAGACACCAUGAACACUUAAUGGAUUUGGCGUCCGCAGAGAAACUGUAAACACUUAAUAGAUUUGGCGUCCACAGAGACACUAUGAACACUUAAUGGAUUUGGCGUCCGCAGAGAAACUGUAAACACUUAAUAGAUUUGGCGUCCGCAGAGAAACUGUAAACACUUAAUGGAUUUGGCGUCCGCAGAGAAACUGUAAACACUUAAUGGAUUUGGCGUCCACAGAGAAACUGUAAACACUUAAUAGAUUUGGCGUCCACAGAGACACCAUGAACACUUAAUGGAUUUGGCGUCCACAGAGACACCAUGAACACUUAAUAGAUUUGGCGUCCACAGUGACACCAUGAACACUUAAUAGAUUUGGCGUCCACAGAGACACCAUGAACACUUAAUAGAUUUGGCGUCCACAGAGACACCAUGAACACUUAAUAGAUUUGGCGUCCACAGAGACACCAUGAACACUUAAUGGAUUUGGCGUCCACAGAGACACCAUGAACACUUAAUAGAUUUGGCGUCCACAGAGACACCAUGAACACUUUAUGGAUUUGGCGUCCGCAGAGAAACUGUAAACACUUAAUAGAUUUGGCGUCCGCAGAGAAACUGUAAACACUUAAUAGAUUUGGCGUCCACAGAGACACCAUGAACACUUAAUGGAUUUGGCGUCCACAGAGACACCAUGAACACUUAAUAGAUUUGGCGUCCACAGAGACACCAUGAACACUUUAUGGAUUUGGCGUCCGCAGAGAAACUGUAAACACUUAAUAGAUUUGGCGUCCGCAGAGAAACUGUAAACACUUAAUAGAUUUGGCGUCCACAGAGACACCAUGAACACUUAAUAGAUUUGGCGUCCACAGAGACACCAUGAACACUUAAUAGAUUUGGCGUCCACAGAGACACCAUGAACACUUAAUAGAUUUGGCGUCCACAGAGACACCAUGAACACUUAAUAGAUUUGGCUUCCACAGAGACACCAUGAACACUUAAUAGAUUUGGCGUCCACAGAGACACCAUGAACACUUAAUAGAUUUGGCGUCCACAGAGACACCAUGAACACUUUAUGGAUUUGGCGUCCGCAGAGAAACUGUAAACACUUAAUGGAUUUGGCGUCCGCAGAGAAACUGUAAACACUUAAUAGAUUUGGCGUCCACAGAGACACCAUGAACACUUAAUAGAUUUGGCGUCCACAGAGACACCAUGAACACUUUAAGGAUUUGGCGUCCGCAGAGAAACUGUAAACACUUAAUAGAUUUGGCGUCCACAGAGACACCAUGACCACUUAAUAGAUUUGGCGUCCGCAGAGAAACUGCAAACGCUUAAUGGAUUUGGUGUCCACAGAGAGUGAGUGAGUGAGUUUGGUUUUACGCCGAUUUUAGCAAUACUCCAGCAAUAUCACGGCGGUGGACACCAGAAAUGGGCUUCACACGUUUUACCCAUGUCGGGAAUCGAACCUGGGUCUUCGGCGUGACGAGCGAACGCUUUAACCACAGAAACACUGUAAACACUUAAUGUAAUUGGCGUCCAUAGAGACACCAUGAAAGCAUAAUGGUUUUGGCGUCCACAGAGAAACCAAAUAGUAAAUGAGAUAUAGUCGAUCAAGUGAUUCUUUCAGUUCAUGGGGCAGUGGGGUAGCCUAGUGGUUAAAGUGUUCGCUCGUCUUGCCGAAGACCCGGGAUCGAUUCCCCGCAUGGGUGCAAUUAACUUAAGUAAGUUUGAAUAUGAAGAAUAAAAGACCGACAGUAAAAUAACUUGUGUUGUUCAUUUCAGACCAAUAUCUUCAUUUCUGUAAUUAGAGUGUACUUUGUAUUGAUAACAUUUGGCAAACAUUUUGAUUCAGUUAAACUUAAAUUCGUUUCCUACGGAAGCGUAGUAGAGCCACGUUGAUUUUUUGUGUCUAAGUAUCUCCUACGUAGGACUUCCUAUCUAGGAGAUAGUAAGUCCUACGUAGGAGAUAGUAAGUCCUACGUAGGAGAUAGUAAUUCUAGGCCAUGCUAAGUCCUACGUAGGAGAUACUAAGUCCUACGUAGGAGAUAUUAAGUCCUACGUAGAAGAUACUAAGUCCUAUGUAAGAAAUACUUAGACAAAAAAAAUCACCGUGGCCCCACUACGCUUCCGUAGUUUCCUGUUUAUUUUUACUAAAGAAAUAUCUUAAUGUUGAGAGAUAUUUUCAUCACAAUUGGGAUGUGAACUUUUUAUGAUCAGGAUUGUCACGAAUCUCAAAAAAUGGGACUAUACAGCAAAUAGGUGUGAAUGUUUACACCAUGUAUCUGUAAUAUUGGAAAUAAAUAUGAACUGAA
Haliotis rufescens (red abalone) is the source of this 4621-nucleotide messenger RNA. Its product is annotated as probable indole-3-acetic acid-amido synthetase GH3.9. The transcript is spliced from 8 exons. The coding region runs from base 254 to 2155 and encodes 633 amino acids. Gene Ontology annotation, molecular function: acid-amino acid ligase activity. Gene Ontology annotation, cellular component: cytoplasm. The record is from RefSeq and is a predicted model, not a curated record. Lineage: Eukaryota; Metazoa; Mollusca; Gastropoda; Lepetellida; Haliotidae.